CUAAAGAUCGUCGUUCUGUGUUCGGCUUCUGGCGGGAUGCCAAAACAAAACUGGUUUCCUCCAGCAAAACCAGAAUCAGUCGUAGUGCAACCGUGGUCGACGUUGGUUCAUUUAGGAAUUCGUGUUCGGUUGGUCGCCUCCGCGAGUUUUGACUGUUGGCAAUAUAAAACAUGUGAAAAGUGUGUGAACUCAUAACAUAAACAUUCACCCUGGCUAGGAGAUUGACUUGAAUGACGUCGGCAUCUGGCUUGUAUAGAACUGCCAAAACCAACGUGAACAUAAUUGUUGUUGGUAGAAAGUGCUGUAUUGGGGUCGCAGGCAUGAAUACUAUAGUUCCAAUACCAAAACUCGAAACUUUGAGCUGCUAGUAAGUUGUUCACUUCAAUGUUUGUUCAUCGUAUACCUACCAAGUACUGAACGGGGGAAUAACUUCGGCAUAUCGGAGAACUUUACGCAUGGAUAAGCUGCUGGAGUAGCCAACAACGAACUCAGCGAAGGAAAGUGAAACAACAACAGCUGAUGGCGAGAAUGGCAAAAGGCACGUGUGAAUAUCGAAACGAAAUGGAAGAAACCUAACCGCAGCCUGUGUUCGUGUCAAAGUUGCCACGAAGGAAGAAUACCGGCCAUCAGGCAGGGACAGCUGUGUCUGCUCUGCUGGAAAGGAGUCAGUGUGGCGUUGUGAUAAGAAGAAUAAUAGUUGAAUGGGGCAACAACAUCCAGAACAUCAACCAAUGUCGUUCAGUGCUUAGAAGUUGAGUGCCCGCGAAGGUGUUUCUUUGAGGCAAGUUAAGUUGCUUGAAUCGGUUUGAUUAUAGUGCACAGAAGAAAUGAAUGAAAAGAUGCUUCCUGAAUAGUGAGAGAAGAACCUGUUUUCCAUGUACGGGGCGAAGUGAUUUUGGAGCAUCGAACAGAAGCAGAGUGUGGUGUUUGUAGUAAUAAUUUGAUCUUGCACUGGAGGUGUAAACUGAUCCGGUUACUUGUAAUAUUGCUGCAAUUUAGGUAUUCCAUUGCUCGAGGAUUUAUUAUCACGUGGCAAAUCUCCCAGUAAUUGAUAUUCGACUGGCCAACAGCAUCCAAAGGUCCGCAUCGGAGUCGUCAAGUGAUCCACCGAGGCGACGUCAGGUCUGAUCAUCUUCAACGAGCCGUAUCGGAAAAGUCAGCCUUCCGAGAAAAAGAGAGUGGAUUGACUCACCCAUUUAAUCGCACAUGCUGAAUCUGCGGCAAAAGUGAAUGUGGUUUGCGUUAAACUCCGAAAGGCCAAACAGUGCGAUACGGAUCGCCCUGAACCAGAGUUGGGGCACGACCAGCCAUCCUCGUUUCUUUCCGACGACUCCCUAGUCCGAGGCGCACAUAAUGCCAUUAAUCAAGUUGAUUAUUAUUAUGAAUGUAAUUAAGUGGAAAAUGUGUGCAAACGAAGAGGAAAUAUUUUAAUAGCGCUCGAGAAGCAGUAAAAGGGCCCGCCCGCCAAGGAAGAGUGACGAAGCAGCUGAGCAAGACUGGUUUCGGUGUUUGGUGUGAUUUUUCGUUUUGGUCCUGCUUGAGUGACUGACUGUGAUAUUUUUAGGCACAGAGGCCCGACGCGUGGCCCAAGGCAGAAAAUGAUGGCGCUUCGUUGGCUCGAGCUGUGUUUUAAAUAUAGAUUAGUGUUAGUAGGUUUUUUCGUUGUGAUUUAUUGUGUGAGCAAAGCUGCCGGAAGUCCUGAAGGUGAUGGAUCUUCGGGAGUGCUUCCACAGCCCAACGAUGAUUACAAAUCCAGUGGUGGUGGAUAUUAUCAGCAUAAUCCUUACCAGCAGCGGAGGCGCCAUCACUACAGGGAAGGUCACCAUAGAAGGUCGUCCUACCGAAGAGUUCGAGCUCCGCAUGAUGGCCGUGGACGAGUCAAGAAGAGUGGAGUUGGAGUGGUCGAAGGGAUUCUCGCACAGGACUCCCCCAUCAAUGAUAUCAUCCGUCAGGCACGAGAACGGAAGCCUAACAUCAUUCUGAUUCUUACCGAUGAUCAGGACGUUGAACUGGGGUCACUGAACUUCAUGCCGCGAACUCUGCGGCUUCUACGAGAGGGCGGUGCCGAGUUUCGUCAUGCUUAUACGACCACCCCAAUGUGCUGCCCGGCUCGGUCCUCAAUCCUUACGGGAAUGUACGUCCACAAUCACAACGUGUUCACCAACAACGACAACUGCUCCAGCACCACCUGGCAGACCACCCACGAAACACGCUCUUUUGCGACGUAUCUCUCAAACGCGGGGUACCGAACCGGUUAUUUCGGCAAGUAUCUCAACAAGUACAAUGGCUCGUACAUCCCGCCGGGGUGGCGCGAGUGGGGUGGACUCAUUAUGAACUCCAAGUACUACAACUACAGCAUCAACAUGAACGGGCAGAAGAUCAAGCACGGGUUCGACUACGCCAAGGAUUACUAUCCGGACCUGAUCGCUAACGAUUCGAUUGCGUUCCUGCGGCAGAGCAAACACCAGAAUCACCGAAAGCCGGUGCUGUUGACGAUGAGCUUCCCGGCGCCGCACGGACCGGAGGACUCCGCUCCGCAGUACAGCCAUCUGUUCUUCAAUGUGACGACGCAUCACACGCCCGCCUACGAUCUGGCACCGAAUCCGGACAAGCAGUGGAUCCUCCGGGUGACGCAACCGAUGGAGCCGAUUCACCGCAAGUUCACCGAUCUGCUGAUGACGAAGCGCUUGCAAACCCUGCAAUCGGUGGAUGUGGCAGUCGAGCGGGUCUACCAGGAGCUCAAAGCUCUCGACGAGCUGGAUAACACCUACAUCAUCUACACGUCCGACCACGGGUAUCACCUGGGGCAGUUUGGGCUGAUCAAAGGCAAGAGCUUCCCGUUCGAGUUUGACGUGCGGGUUCCGUUCCUGAUGCGGGGACCGGGAAUCGAACCGGCUAGUGUGGUCGAUGAGAUUGUCCUGAACGUGGACUUGGCACCGACGUUUCUUGACAUUGGAGGAGUGGCUCCACCGCCACACAUGGAUGGCAAAAGCCUUUUGCCGUUGAUUCUGAACCGGCACAGGAAUGCGAUCGAGAAGUGGCCGGAUACGUUUUUGAUCGAGAGUUCCGGACGAAGGGAGACCCCGGAACAGAUGCAGGAGCAACGGAUGAGGGCUGCUGCGGCGAGGUAUAGCGCGCGGAUGAAUGCGGCUAACUCUACGGCCAUGAAGGCCGAUCCGUUGGAACAGAGGCAGACUGAGGAGGUGCCUCCGCUUCAAGAAGUUGUGACUGAGAGCGACAGGAAGGAUGAAGAAGUGACGAUGGACUUCGGCUCACACGAACACGAUGACGAUGAAGACGACGCUGAAGAGGAUCAUGAAGAUGACGAUCAUCCCAUAGGGGACACAGAUACGGAAAUGUCAGAGGCACGCCAAGAUCAGGAGGACUACGUCAUAGAUCAUCAAGAAGCUCAACAUUUCGUAGUCAAUGAAGCCCAUCACGACCCGUUGGACAACCAUCUGCCGAUGACUCCGUACCGCUCCAAGAUGGAACGUCUCAACAACGAGUGUUCGAAUCCAACGCUUCAACAAAACUGCGUUCCCGGUCAAAAGUGGCGCUGCAUUAACGAAGACGGACGCUGGCGUCGUCAUAAGUGCAAAUUCCACCUGCAGCUGCAGAACCACUUGGCCGAAAUCAACAAACUGUCUAGUCAGAACAAGCGCAACUGUGCCUGUUUCACGCCGGAUGGACUGAUCUACACCAAGAUCAAGUCUAAACGGGAUUACAAGCAUCAGAUGCUGAUGGGGGGACGUGGUUUUGGCCACCGUAGUCGAAGACAGAAACGCGAUCUUGAGUACGAGGAGGUGUUUCUGGAGGCGAAUCCGGAAAUGGUUGGGUUAAUGCGGGUGGCCAAAUCUGUCGUAGAGUUGGAAGAUGUGUUACAAUCUAGUCAGAGCGGUAGGAGACAAAAACGAGAGACGAAUGGCGGUGGACAGUUUGAAAGUGUGAUUCAUGAGCUGCAGAGUACGCUGAAGGAGAUUGAGAGAAACUUUGAACAGAACUCUGUGCUUAAGAAGCAGAACUCCACUGCGGUUGAGGAUGAUGGACCUAGUGGAACCAAGUGUUUCGUUACUGUGAUAGGUAGGGUAAACUGUUCGAAUAUAAUCUACGAGGAUGAGACAAGCUGGAAGCGCAGCAGGAUGCAGAUCGAUAUGCUAAUCAAAGUGUUGAAAACUAAAAUCAAUGAUUUGAAGGAUAUCAAAAAGAAUUUGAAGGAGCGCAGGCCAUCUAGUUUCCGCGAUGAUGAUGAAGAGGAAGAUGAAGACAAUCAAAGUGCAUCAAUCGAGCAGGAUUAUGAGAUCAAAACUACGGCUAGUACCGCUCCUUCGACAUCCAGUACAACAACGCUGAGUCCCUUUUUAGAACAGGUUCUCAACAGGAGAGAGCAUUACAAUAGAACUGGUUUUGGGAAACGCCCCAAACUUAAUGGAGGAUUUAGGCCGAGACGACCAAAAACGGCCAAAAUAGAAGAAGAGGAAGGAACUCUGAUCGAUAUGAGUUUGUUUGAAACCGCUGGAAAGAACGAGGAGGUUCCUUCAGGGACUGCCAAUUCCAGAUCUAGUCAUAGCAGAAACGGCAGCAAUGGUCACUCGCUUGGAAUCAAUGGAAAGCAUCGCAAUCGGAAUCGUAUAGAAACGACGUCGACAACCAGAUCUUCCAUUGCCACACAUGAAGAUCCUCUUGUGUCUGAACAAGAACCCACUUCUAGCACUACGGCAAAAACUGUUUUUGAAAUGACAGAGGAUGUUCUCAGAUCAAUCGCUGGCUCCACCACCGUAGGUUACCAACAAUCGUCUAGUCCUUCAUCACACUACGUAGAGAAUGAUAGAACCUUCCCCAGCACGUCAUCGUUACCCAUUUCAACAGAAGCUUCUGGUUUCGAUGAAACAGAAUCUGCAACGGCAGACAAUGCUUUCUCUAUGGAAGAGGACGAAGACUCAUUUGAUUCGGCACAACCAAAAGCCACGUCUACGACCACUACAGCAACUACCGUGACCAACGACAUUUUCAGUGUCAAUGCCAUCACGCAAAACCAGAUUCCGGUGGUCAAACCGGAGAUGGCCCUUCCAGCGGCCGAGUGCUACUGCGAGCCUGAAGUUGACGGACCUUUGCCGGACGAGCGGGACUUGGCUCGGGAAACGAGGCGCCGUUUGAAGGAGGAACGACAACGGAAGAAGGAACGCAAACGGCACCGUAAGGCGAAACUGGAGAAGGAGUGCCUCUCGGAGCGGAUGAACUGCUUUAGCCAUGACUCGAACCAUUGGCGAACGGCACCGAUGUGGGACGACAAACCGUUCUGUUUCUGCAUGAAUGCGAACAACAAUACGUACUCGUGCCUGCGGACGAUCAAUCAGACGCACAAUUUCCUGUAUUGUGAGUUUACGACGGGCUUGGUCACGUACUACAAUCUGAGAACUGAUCCUUUCGAAACGCAAAACCGUGAAUCGACGCUAACACCGGAGGAGAAAGUGGUGCUGCACGAAACAUUGGAAUACAUGAAGGGUUGUCGGGGUAAAAGCUGCACGCUUCCAAGGCAUCAGCUUGGAGGAGCUGGCACAGGUGGAACGAGUGGUAGUGUCCUGCCGGACAACGGUAUGACUUUGCCGAUAGGAGGAGGAAGAUUGGCAGGGUCCGUUGGUACUGGCAAUGGCAAACGGAAGCACCAUCGGGAUCCCAUAGGAGCUGCCAGCGGAAACAUUCCGGGGCACUUUUCCGAUUUCGAUGCUAUACAGACUGGCACCCCGAAGAAGAAGAUCAAAUGGGGCAAACGAAAGCAGCACUGGCAACAGCAGCAGCAACAACAACAGUUGAGAGGCAAUGGCGGCGGCGCCAUUGGAACAAACCAGCAUCAAUUCCGGGGUCCAGAUCAGUUUCCUAGUCAGAGCAACGAGUUCCACGGUGGCGCAAUUGGCGGUCCAAAACGGAAUCGUACCAGCCGGCGACCGAUUUGGAGGAGUACAAUCUACAAUGCGUAAAAAACGAAGGGGAACGCCUAUGAAUGUUUUGGCUUUUUCGCAAACUUAGUUCCCGCUUUUUGGAAUCUCAAAGUGUCCAUUUGAAACGCCCAGUAAUUCGCAUGAUGCUAGUGAACGACUGAUGUACAUUUUAUUCGUUGUAUUCCGUGUUUAUAUUAUUUUACAACAAGCUGUUCAAGUAGGAUCAUUUUUUAUCAAUUUAGGUUAUAAUAUUGAACAAAUUAUUUGUAAUUCUUUUUAUUACUUGUUUUGCAAACGUACUACUUAGGAAGAACGUUAUUUGCUAGACUAGGUCACUGCCAUUCCUCUCCCCAGAUGUUGACUGUCCGCUAAGGAAACGAGCAGCUGCAACAAGGAUUAGCUACCAAACGUUGUUGGUGUCGAACUAAAAUUUAUUAGAUGCAUUUCGUUUAAGAGGCUGCUUUUAUGCCAAAAAGAAUUGAACAUUACUCCCUAAAAAUCUGCUUAGCGCUUCAAGGUGAACGAAGACAACACUUACACAAGUUUCAUAGUAUUCAAUCAAUGGCAGUCAAAAGAAGAUGGAUAUUGCUAUUAUAACCAUGAGUAUUUAUAAUAACGUAAAACAUUUCUUAAGAAGCAAUCGUGUAUAGACCGACCCGGGUGCGAAGGUUGUGCAUUCUUCGCAAGUCGAGGUUUGAAUUUAGGAUCGUUUUGUAGAAUUGCGUUUAGCGCGCUUAAAAGUGGACAACUCACACGAAUAGCACAAAAAGUCGACAACUGUUGACAGCAAAAUGUAAUUUGAUAUAAAAUGCCCUAUUAGGACAGGAUCAGUUCAGCGUUUUUGGAAGCAUUAAGCGCGAUAGUUUUUGAAAUCCAUCGAAAGGAACAUAAUGGAAGCGUAUUAUUGCAGGUAGUAGGGACAGUAGAGCUGUUCAGGUUGCUUCAACGACUAUAUGAAUACAACAGUAGAUUCAUUAA
This is a messenger RNA of Aedes aegypti (yellow fever mosquito), 6914 nucleotides long. RefSeq names its product extracellular sulfatase SULF-1 homolog (gene Sulf1). Lineage: Eukaryota; Metazoa; Arthropoda; Insecta; Diptera; Culicidae. The transcript is spliced from 13 exons. Gene Ontology annotation, molecular function: N-acetylglucosamine-6-sulfatase activity; glycosaminoglycan binding. Bases 1599 to 5975 code for a protein of 1458 amino acids. The record is from RefSeq and is a predicted model, not a curated record.